AUGAAUCACCAUCCCUUGAAAAGCUUCAGGCCCUUUCCCAGGAGCAAAAUCGGGGAUAUUCGACACGCCGCUAUACUUCCCCACGCAAAGUAUCUCAAAAUCCUCCUCGUACAUUUCAUUCUCGUCGCUCCCAUCGCUUCUUCGAACUUCGACGUACCAUUUCCCUCCCCUGGAGCCGAAAACGUCGCCGUUUUCGCCGCAGAGCGCCCACGCCUCCACCUCCUCCUCUGCAACUCCCCUGUAUUCGAUGCCCACUACUUUCGUGUUGAAUUUGAUGUGCUUCGUCAGCUCAAAAUGGUUGGCGUAGGAUUGGAGGUAAUCCAGGACAUGGUCGUGGGUCGGGAAAUGGGUGGCGACGGAAUCCGGCCGCUAAAAGUUGGAGAAUUGGUAAAGCGAUUUCAGGGUUUGGAGCUUGGUGGUGGGCAGAGUGUUGGAGCCUCCCCGUCCACCCUGCCCACGGACUCCUUCACCUGA
Molecule: messenger RNA, 474 nt
Organism: Linum trigynum
Lineage: Eukaryota; Viridiplantae; Streptophyta; Magnoliopsida; Malpighiales; Linaceae
Source: the annotation of a GenBank genome assembly